AUGCUGUCGUCCCUGAAGACCCUGCUGCUGCUCUCGGUCCUGUGCGCACCGACCUCCAGCCUGUGCCUGCGCCUCCAGAGCCGCUCCGACCUCCUCUGCAACCACCUGGCUCUCAGGGUUCCGAGCGACGUGAACGAACCGGGCUACUCCCAGGAAGACAGCUGGGGGUCCCUCCUGCAGUCCGCGGAGUAUCUCAGCCCCGCUUUCCCCUCCUCCUCUGCUGAAUCCAGCCGGGAAAAAAGGACUUCAAGUCCCGCAAACUACCGCUUCAUGAGCCGGACGAAGCUCAGGGGCCAGAUGCUCCGCAACAGCAUCCAGGGGGACCGGAGGAGCAGACUCACCCUGUCCCUGGACGUCCCCACCAACAUCAUGAACGUCCUGUUUGACGUGGCCAAAGCCAAGAACCUGCGCGCCAAGGCGGCGGAGAACGCGCGUCUCCUGGCGCAGAUCGGGCGGAGAAAAUGA
Messenger RNA from Nematolebias whitei (Rio pearlfish), 465 nucleotides. It is a transcript of the gene ucn3l, whose product is annotated as urocortin 3, like. The record is from RefSeq and is a predicted model, not a curated record. The transcript has a single exon. Gene Ontology annotation, molecular function: hormone activity; corticotropin-releasing hormone receptor 2 binding. Gene Ontology annotation, cellular component: extracellular region. Bases 1 to 465 code for a protein of 154 amino acids. NCBI's taxonomy places the organism in Eukaryota, Metazoa, Chordata, Actinopteri, Cyprinodontiformes, Rivulidae. Gene Ontology annotation, biological process: cellular response to nutrient levels; digestion; hormone-mediated signaling pathway.